This is a messenger RNA of Salmo salar (Atlantic salmon), 1848 nucleotides long. It is a transcript of the gene hs1bp3, whose product is annotated as HCLS1 binding protein 3. Gene Ontology annotation, molecular function: phosphatidylinositol binding. Lineage: Eukaryota; Metazoa; Chordata; Actinopteri; Salmoniformes; Salmonidae. The record is from RefSeq and is a predicted model, not a curated record.
CUAGUUACCUAGCUUUGCUGUCGAAACAGGCUAGUUUUUACUUGAUUUGAGCUUGUUCUGCUUUCUGCUUGUUCUGACAUAUGCCUCGACUUACUAUCAAGGAGUCGAUGUGCAGCAGCGCGCUUUUAUUUUGAAGGCUAAAACCGGAAGUUUCUGUUUUGUAUGCUGGCAGCAGAAACAGUAUCUAGUUCCCAUCCCAUGACUUGUAUCAUAACAGUAGGGAAUGGGGGUGGUCAGCUUGACUACAGCUAAACAGAGACUAGACAGGACCGCAAUCUUACCACAAUGCCAGACGGACUUAUUACAAGCAGGCCGUUGCAGAAUGAGGUGACAGGCAUAGAUCUGCAGGUGCCUCAUUACCAGGAGAUCCGUGGUACCAUGAUGACAGGUCAUGUGGAGUACCAGAUAAUUGUGGUGACUCGGCUGGCUGCCUUCAAAUCCGCCAAGCACAAACCUGAAGACAUUGUACAGCUGGUGGUUUCAAAGAAAUACAGUGAAAUUGAUGAGUUUUACUACAGACUCAUGGGUCAGUAUCCGAAGAUCACCUUACCAGCCAUGCCUCGCAAGGCCCUGUUUGUAGGCGAGGCAGACAUCCGGGAGCGUAGGGUGGCCUUUGACGAACUGGUCAAGUUCAUCUCCAAGAAUUCUACACUUGCUACUUGCCCAGAGGUGUUGGAGCUCUUAGGGGCGAAGUCCACAAUGGCAGAUUUGAAAACCAGGAACGUUGCAGAUUGGCAGGACCAGGAUAAAGAAGAAGGCUUAAAUUUCUUUGAAAGUGAGGAGACCCCUGCUGCUGCUGCGAAAGUAACCAAACAUGUUCCACCAGUGAAACCUAGGGAAGAGGAGCAGGAACAUGACGAUGAUGAUGAGUACCUUGGACCUCUAGGCAAUUUAAAGUGCACGAGGCAGAAGAAGAAAAAGCCUCCACAGGCUAAAGUGUCUACCCAGCCUAAGUUAUCUCUGUUUGAUGAGGCUGAAGAUAUAGAUGAUGACUUGUUUCAACCUGCAGCCAAAGACAGCAACGUUAAGCUGUUUAAGGAGCCAGACUUGAUAGGGAAAGUGAAGUUGGGGGACCCUUUACUACUUCCAACAGCAUACAAGGAUGUGGCAUCUGCAGAUUCAGGACUGGAUGAGGAUACAGAUGAACUUUUCAGGAUAGAAGACAACUUUGACAAGCUCCUCCAGUUGAAGAAAAGUAUCAAGGCAAGGCCAGUUCCUGCCCCCAAACCCAAACUGGCCCCAAAGCCAAAACUGCCUGUGAAGCCCUCCUCUCUAGUCUCAGGUGGUGGGGGCCCAGUUGUGGGUGUUCUUCCAGUUGCAGAUGAGGUGAAGGAUCAAAUCGACAUUCUCAAGUAUAUCCAACAAAAUGAGUCUACAUCUAUUGAUGAUCUGGAUCUAUUUUAAUUGGCAACUAAAUUAUAGUAACUGAUUAGGACUCAUGAAGUUGUUAGCAGGCUACACAGGAAAAUAACAGCCUAAAAUGAUGCCUAUGAUUAUAUUUUGACAUUACCCAGGAUUAUUCCAUCAAGGAUGACUUUUGGAAGUCUGAUUCUAAUAAAAAGUCUACUGAACAUGUGUAGUUACAAUCAGUGCUGGAAAUGGGCCUGUGUGGUAUCAUUUAUUUUUACCUAUAUUGCUUUCCUACUUUUUAUACUGAAAAUGCUGUAUACAUUACCAUGAUUGAGUGGUUCCAAAUGCAAUGUCUUCACAAAAAAAUCAAACUGAUUUUUUUUAAUACCUGCACAGUCAUUUUGGAUUUAUCCUACUAAAUGUCUUGUCGGAACAUAUUAAUGUAAAAAUGUUUUUAAACAACAAAUUUUACCAAAUAAAGUCUACAAUUUUACAAAA